CAGCCAGCGUUCGUCCGUCCGUCUAUCCGUGCGUGUCCCGUGCAUCUCGCCAGUGCGUCGUUCUCUCUGCGCACUGUUCUGUUGCACGCGAGGGAGCGCGCGUCUUUUCCCCUCCACUUAACCUCUCGUCGACGCGGACGCAUCGUGCCUCGCCGCGGAGCGGCACGCCAGUCAGUCGGUUUUUAUCUAUCGCGUGGAGUGGCGCGCGGCGGCUUGGCGCGUCAACAGCCACAUAGAGAGGAAGAGGGAGAAAGAAAGAAAGAGAGAGAGAGAGAGAGAGAGAGAGAGAGAGCGGCUUCGACGCGUUCGGACGAACCGUCAUUCCUCGCAGAGAUUGCCAAGCGGUCAUUCGUAAGCUACAACUCGUUUACUACGACGUGCUGCUGUUGUCGUCAUCGUUAUCAAGACUAUCGUCAUCAUCUUCAUCAUAAUCAUUGUUGGUUUCGCGUCGCGCGCGCGUCCCGACCGGAAGGUAGGCUAGGUGCGUCGCCUCGUUGGAGGGGCAAGAAGAAGCGCGCCUCGUGGGGCCCCGUGCGGGAUUGCGAGCAGCGAGACCGGAGCGCGCAGCGGCGGUCGGCCAUUGUGCUUUCUUCGCGUCGCCGACUGAACCGCGCCGAGUUACACUGUCGUCAGUGUGUAUCGUCAUCGGUGUCGGUGUACUCUGUGCUGACUGGAGACUGUAUACCAGGUGAACUCGUAAUCGAAGAGCGUGUGUGCGUACGUACGUACGUGUCAGUCGUUGCCCGGCUACUAUCAUCGAAGCGCUCGCCGCACGACGGAACUCCGCCGCCGACGUCGACCGCAGCUUCCUCUCAUCGCGGACUAGUAUCACAGGGAUGCACGGGGACGAAUCUGCGGGACGGUGCGUACGAGCGACGUGGACGCGCCGGUGAAGGCGGUGGAGGCUGAAGAGGAACGAAGGAACGAAGGAGAACAAGAAGAGAGAGCGCGAGGAGAGAGAGAGAGAGAGAGAGAGAGAGGGGGUUACGCACGGCGAAGAAAUGAAAUGUGCGAAGAGAGCCAUUAGGAAUCAGCUCCGGGCGAGUGUCAUUCACCCUGCGAACGCAUCGUAAAAAGAAGAAGAAGAGGAAGAAGCGAAAGCAGAAGAACCGUCACGAAAGAGAAUCGACCGAGCGACCGUGUGUGCGCACGCGAGAUCGGCGUUCCCGAGCAAUUGGUCGACCAGAAUCUCGCGAUCGAAUCUUUCGGCGAGCAUCACUCGUCAGCGCGCGUCGCGGCACGCGCACUCGCCACACAUCGUCGUCGUCGGGCCUGCAACGCCGGCGUCAAAGUGAAAGGCGCCUCCAAGUGGCCGGCGCCUGGCCGAGAGAGUGCAUCGCGGAACUAGCGCGCGACAUUUUCCGCGCUAUACAGACGGCACCAGGUCGAGAAGAAACCCGCCCGCUAGCUAACGCGCGACUCAUCGGAUCCGCGACACGCAGUCACUCUCUCUCUCUCUCUCUCUCUCUCUGUCUGUCUUCCUCCCCCUCCCUCCCACCCUCCCUCCCUUUCUCUCUCCUCGUCGGAGUCUUCUUCCGCGUCGUCCAUUAAGGCGUCGAUACACACCGCUACGCUGUGCAAAGAUGUAUGAGGCGCUGCACACUCUCCACGAGGGAUAAUCUUCUCGGCUGCUCUCGCGCGUCUGGUCGCGACGUCUCGUCGAGAGCGCAAGUCAGCGAGAUCAUCCCGGUCGGUCUGCUGCGGCCGCCCCGCGUACGGCGGCUGUAUUAUAAAUAGAGACAGAAGAGAGAUUCUGCCUAAACGACUGCCCGUGCGUCCGAGGGAGAUCUCGCGGCCUGUCGACGCCCGCGGCCAGACGGGGCCCGAUCGCUCGUCGUCGCCGGUGGAAUGCACGAUUGUGAGAAGCUGCCGAGGAGCGUACGUGGGGACAGAGCACCGCGACUGAGGAUGGUCGCGCGGAAUCCGCCGUCGCCAACGAGUGCCGAUUGUGCGAUCGAUAAUGCGACCGCCGUCCCCGCGGAGCGACGCGGACGAGCUUAAGAGAGCCUAAGAGAGCGACUCAAUCCCCACGGGAGUGUCCGGGACACUGGUAGCCCGCUGGAUCAGCGCUCAGUACGGCCGAUCUCUCUCUACGAACGGCGAUAGCUUCUUCCAUUGAUGGUAACGCGCGAGCGCGCGCGCCUAAUCUCCACUUCGGACGCUACUUCGGUGACCUGUCAUCGCCUACUAAGAUAGAAGAGAUUCUAGACUGAUAAAAUACUUGUCGACUGAUUAAAACGGGAUCCGACGUCGAUUAACGGCUACGACGGUCGUUGUUUACCGAUGAUCCCGACGCCAUUCGCUUCGCGAUCGAAGCUCAGCAACGUCGCCUUUCACGAUAUACACGUCUAAGCCACCUAAGCUACCGUUAAUUAACCUAAUUGCCAACGGAAACGGCCUCGAAAUUAUUCAACCAGCUGCGGAAAGCCCCAAAGUAACGGAGAGUGACAGAGCGCGAGAACAGAGAGAGAGAGAGAGAGAGGAAGAGAGAGAGAGAGAGAGAAAGAGAGAGAAAAAGAGAGUUACGCGAGUUAGCUAACAUCUUCGCGCUCGCGCAAGUCUUGGUCGAGGCGCAGGUGCCGUUGUUCGAUAAUCGUCUCCUUCCAAGUAGCCGAGGCGAAGACACCGCGAUCUUUCCUCGUCGUCGUCGAGGAGCGUUCUCCCGGGAAUCGAGUCGAGCCCGUUGAGCGUCGUCGUAGCUAACUUCUCGAACGGCGCGACCGGCUCGUAAAUCUCGAUAAUUGCGACACCGUCGUCGUCGUCGAUUUCUGAUCGCUACUACGGUAGCCGAGCCCGAAGCGCUCAGCCCGACUGGUCCGGAUCGUGGUGAUCCGAGUUGGAAGAAAUCCAUAUCGAGAGACACACGUCGAUUCUCUCGCACGUGGUCCUCGCACAGCGGGGACCGAUCGUCCCGGGUGUCCCAGGGCCGCAGAUGGGAGCUGGUCUGCUAGAACCCGGCAGGGUGAUCAACCCCGUGCGACAGCAGCAGCGACAGCAGCAGCGACAGCAACAACCGCGCGAGCUUCCCGCGAUCGAGCGCGAACUCGCAUUCGCAUUCGCGCCCGCACGACCACGUCGUCAACCACGAGGCCCCUUCUCCCACCCGAUUCGGCCGCGCAAAUCCGAUCAAGCUGGAAUUGAUGGAGUUGGAGAACAUCGUGGCGAACACCGUGUACUUGAAAGCGAGAGAAGGCGGUGGUGACAGCAACAAAGGGAAGAGUAAGAAAUGGCGGAAGAUACUUCAGUUCCCACACAUUUCCCAGUGCAUCGGCCUAAAAGAUAAACUUGACAUCAGGUACAGCUAUGUGGUGGAUCAGCAGCCGAUCGGGCGGCUUCUAUUCAGGCAGUUCUGCCAGGACAGGAAGCCGACCUACCAUCGUUACAAUCUCUUCCUGGAUGCGAUCGAGAAGUACGAGGUCGAAAUGGACGAGAAUCGCACCGAGCUGGCGAAGGAGCUGUUCGAGCAGUAUCUGAAGAGGGAGGACUCGGAGGUGGUCGACAUCCUGAACGAUUCUCUGAUCUCGCAGUGCGAGGAACGGCUCAGUACCGGCGGCAAGGAGCUCUUCGUUGAGGUGGCACAGACGGUGAAGAACUUCCUGGCUGGUCUGCCGUUCUCAUCCUUCCUCAAUAGCUUCUACUUUUACAGGUACCUCCAAUGGAAAUGGUUGGAGGCGCAGCUGGUGACGUAUAAGACCUUCCGGAUGUAUCGGGUGCUGGGCAAGGGCGGUUUCGGCGAGGUGUGCGCCUGCCAAGUGCGCGCUACCGGCAAGAUGUACGCGUGCAAGAAGCUGGAGAAGAAGCGGAUCAAGAAGCGCAAGGGCGAGUCGAUGGUACUGAUCGAGAAGAACAUCCUGCAGAAGAUCAACUCGAAGUUCGUCGUCUCGCUGGCCUACGCCUACGAGACGAAGGACGCGCUCUGCCUCGUGCUGACCAUCAUGAACGGCGGCGACCUCAAGUUCCACAUUUACAACAUGGGCGGUGAGCCGGGUUUCGACAUAAAUCGCGCCCGAUUCUACGCGGCCGAAGUCGUUUGCGGCCUGGAGCACCUUCAUCUACAGGGUAUCGUCUACAGGGACUGCAAGCCGGAGAACAUACUGCUGGACGAUCACGGUCACGUGCGGAUAUCCGAUCUUGGUCUCGCCGUAGAGAUCACGGAGGGCGACAUGGUGCGCGGCCGGGUCGGCACGGUGGGCUACAUGGCGCCCGAGGUGAUCGACAACGAGAAGUACACCUUCUCGCCGGACUGGUUCAGCUUCGGCUGCCUGUUGUACGAGAUGAUCGAGGGCCAGGCGCCCUUCCGCGCCCGCAAGGAGAAGGUCAAGCGCGAGGAGGUCGACAGACGCGUCAAGGAGGAUCAGGAGAGGUACUCGCCCAAGUUCAGCGAGGACGCCAAGAGCCUCUGCCAGCAGCUGCUGAAGAAGAGCCCGAAGAACAGGCUCGGCUGCAAGUGCGGUCGGCACGGGGCGAAGGAGGUGAAGCUCCACAGCUUCUUCCAAUGCUUAAACUGGAAGAGGGUCGAGGCCGGUAUGUGGGAACCGCCGUUUGUGCCGGAUCCUCGCGCGGUCUACGCCAAAGACGUACUGGACAUUGAGCAGUUCUCCACGGUGAAAGGUGUCAAUUUGGACGCCACCGACGACACGUUCUACAGCAAAUUCAACACCGGCAGUGUGUCCAUUCCAUGGCAAAAUGAGAUGAUAGAGACUGAGUGUUUUAAGGAGCUGAACGUAUUAGGUCCUAACAACACGCCUACUCCAGACUUAUUGAUAAACCAUCCGCCGCCCAACAAUGAAGACAGAGGCUGCUUCCCGUUUCGGAGAAAGAGAAAGCAGAGCGCCCGCACGAGAGAGAUCCCAUUGUCGGAGUGCCACCUGUUGGAGCUGUCGCAGACGCAGAGCUCGGAGAUGCCGGCCAGCUGAUCCAGGAUGAAUGCGAGUAGCCUGAAUCGAUCGACGUCGUCGCCGUUUCGGGGCUGCUGCCGCGGCUGAGACGACGACGCGCCACGUCCAGGAGCCUCGCGCCGAGGAGGUGGCGCCCGAGUCCUCGGCAACCGUAUGAACGCGGCUGCAUGGCCCGCUUGAUGAAACGGGAAACGAGAGCGCGCGGACCCGGAGUGUCCCACACAGACACGAGUGUCCCGGUGACGUGCGUGCCGCUCGAGGCGUUCACGAGGGAAAAUCAGAGAAAGAGGGACUCGCGCGCGCGGCGAGAAGACCCGAGCACGCACGUAACCUCACCUAACGCAUCAACACGCACAUGUACACACGCAUUGCACACACUCCAGUAUUGUAGUCGUACGCAAGGUGGUGGCAUAGGCACACGUUCGCGUGAAACCAAAUAUAACUCCCCCGAAGCUCGAACACGGAAACGCUCCCCGUGCGUGUACUCGCGCAUAUAUCGACGUAUUUUCUCGAGCCGCGACGUGUCAUCGUUCGCUCAUACGUGCGAAUGGAAGUCACGGGCGGCGUAGAUAAAUAGACAAGUAGGCAGUUAGAAGUAGCUGUUGUCCGCCCGACGCGUUCGCGAGUAACUUUUCGACGUUGCGAAACGUUCGCGUGGGGAAUCGCGAAUUCACUGGAGACGGGCUAAGAGAGCGUGUCACUUCAAAUUGGCGAUGGCGAAGCGCUCGACACUCUCGGCCUCGAAAGUCUCCAAACCCAGACAGCACAGAUCUUCGCAGAACACCCCAAAGACAUUCUGAGAACGUCCUUGCGUCCUGAGAACGUCCUCAGAACAUCCUCUGCAGAUCUUGCGCUGUUUGGGAAGUCGCUGUAUGUCACAAGUCGAGGAUCAGCGUGCGCACUUAUAUGUAAAUAAAUAUACGAGUGGUUUAUACACGCGGCUGGCAAAAAAAAAAAGAUAUGCAAUCUGUUUGCGGGCAAUUUUUAUACGUACUUAUGUAAUCUCGUUCAAUUUACAUGCGUUCCCCGUCGAUCUUGGAAUUGGAUCGUUUUUUCUCGGCGAUGCACAAGCGUGUUGCCAUUCCAACGAGAGAGGAAGAAGAAAAGAGAGAGAGAGAGAGAGAGAGAGGGGGAGAAGGUUGUAUUGAUGCACAUUCUAGAGAGAGGAACAGCGGGUGUGUCGCGCGAUCAGACUUGAUCUCUACAUUUAGUGUGCGACACUUUUGAGAUGGAUACUUCUCGCAGUAAUCUCGAGAUAUUUGGUCAUCCAGCUUCAGUCUCGUCGACGAAGCUGAUAAUUACGUAAGAUCGAGUCGCUACGAACGAAUAAACUCGCAAGUGACCGAGAACUUCGGUCGGGAACGAGUCGACCGCGAACAAGCGUGUUUUAUGAUUUACGAGCGCGCGAUACGAUCUUCGAGGAUCUUGGCGCGGGUCGCAAUAGAGAGUAGGAAAGACGAGCGACGAAUGUAGACGACGAUAGCGAUAACAGGCGCACGUGGAACGGACAGGUCGUAAAAGAGCACGUGAGAGACGCGUCUCGUCUCGUUUCGUCUCGUCUUGCUUUGCUCGCUCCCGUAUCGCGACAUUAAGCUACCGAUAAACAGACACUCGAUACCACUACAAAUAAACACUCGCGCCUUCAUAGACGCUAACUCGAUAGUCCAAGGUACAUCGUGAUCCGCGUCACAUUAUGCGCAUAUACCGCGAUGCAGGGCGAGUUGUUUGGAAGACUCAGCAUCCCCCGAAAAACGUGCGAAUAAGGCCCGGUUGCACAUCAACUGAGUGUCGCCGAAACGCUUCUCAGAUUUGUCAGCGAGUGUCAAACAAGCCAACAAUAUCCCUCGUUUAUUUCGCACAUUCUAGGAGAUCCUCUGAAAGAGAAUCGAAGAAACUCAAGGAAAACAGGAGUUCAAAACAGGAAGUGUAAAACAGUACUUUGUUCCUUACCGAAGAAUGAAAUGUAAAUUUUCUCUUCUUUCCAUGUAUCCUCGAUAAAUUGUACAACACAUCGCUGUGGAAAAAAGAAGAAUUAUAAAUAUUAUAUAAAUAUACAUAUUAUUAUAAUAUUAUUAUUAUAUGUAUAAGUUAUAAAUACGCGGAUCUAUAUUGUAUUUAUAACUUAUAUGUUUAUAUACAUAUGCAAAUAUAGACACGUAUGUAAUCAAG
This is a messenger RNA of Odontomachus brunneus, 7067 nucleotides long. It is a transcript of the gene Gprk2, whose product is annotated as G protein-coupled receptor kinase 5. The transcript has 9 exons. Gene Ontology annotation, cellular component: cytoplasm. NCBI's taxonomy places the organism in Eukaryota, Metazoa, Arthropoda, Insecta, Hymenoptera, Formicidae. The record is from RefSeq and is a predicted model, not a curated record. Gene Ontology annotation, molecular function: ATP binding; G protein-coupled receptor kinase activity. The coding region runs from base 3141 to 4916 and encodes 591 amino acids. Gene Ontology annotation, biological process: signal transduction; protein phosphorylation; regulation of signal transduction.